GGAGAUGUUCGAGAGAUAAUUAGCUUGUUUGUGAAGUAGUGGCACUGCUGGGGUUAAUUGGACGUGACAACGCCAUAAAAGCAAACGUAUUCCAGCGCGUGUUCUCUCAUUCGUUUAGACAGGUGAGAGCAGGCGACGCGGAGCAUGGGCCGCAAGAAAGGGGCGCCGAGGAUCGUGCCGGAGCAGGACAGCAGGAUCUGCGCGUCUAUCUGCGUGUGCCAACUGAUCGCGGUGCUGAGCAGCGUGUCAAUUGUGUACCUGUCCGUGGCCGUGUACGCGCCGGCCGUGCGCCUCCUCGAGUCCGGCUAUGACACCCAGCCGGCCAUGUGCCAAACCAGGGAGCUCUACUGGGGCUUGACCCUUGGCGAUUGGUCGUCCUGCGGAGAGUGGUGUUUGUCUAAGAGCUCGCCGCCCUAUCCCCAGAUUCACGUAAUCGUCCGGAGGAAUGGAACCACGAUCAGGCUGGAAAACUGCACGCGGCCUGCGAACGUGGCCUGUCCUCCGGCGGAUGAGGAGUCACUGCGCAAGUACAAUUGCAACCAGGACGGCGAGUGCGAAACCAUCACCGGCGUCUUCAGUUGCAAGAGGGGACACUGUGCCAACUUGUCCGAAAUAUACAGCUGCCAGACAGUCGCGGACGGCAACUUCAUCGACGCUGACAGGGAUAAUUUAAAGCUGAACGGCUUCUUCGAGUGCCAGAAAAGUAGAUGCAGGCAGAUCAAGAAAACGCCGUUCCACUGCGAUAGAUACUGCCCGCGCAUCACGACCUUUGGCAUCAACGUGCUGCUUUUCCACGGGGAUAUCGUUCUGACCGCCGAGUGUAGCAAGGGAUACACCGUGAUCGAGGACCCUGAACCUGACCCUGCCAAGCAGAAACCACCAGAGGAGCAGCUGAUGUGGACGCCAGACAAGGGCGUGUUCCUGGCCGCUUGCAUGAAGGCUGAGAAAUCGGCGGGGCAUGUCAACAAUGUCCACAACAUCACCGCCCUCGAUUGCACUAAUGGCACUGUGGUGCCUGAGGAAAAGUUGCCGGCACAUUACAUGAACUUCACUUAUCUCUGGGCGUUGUUCGAAGAGGCCCAAACGUACAAAGUAGACCCUGAGCUGCCUCCACCGCAGAACGAUCUCAUCAUUUACAACAGUACCAGGCUUAUGAUCAACUUGGACGGCUGUGUAAACACUCUGAGGGACGAGUGCAGGGACUUUGUGAAGAGCCACGGCAAGGACGGCACCAACCACACCGGCCAGUCGCGCUUCUUGUGCUUUUACCACAAGACCGAUCAGCUGUACUCGCUGGCACGCUACGAUCUGGAGCGGACCAAGCUGGAGCUGAUCCUCUUCGUCACCAUCCCCUUCGUGCUGGCAGUCGUGUCGUGCACGUCGCUGAUCGUGUGCACCAAGGUGGUCAAGGUCGGCGACGACGCCAAGAUGCGAGUCAAGUGCAGAGGGUGCUGCGGCGGCAACGAGCCACCCACCAACAACAAGGACGUGGAGAGCAGCCAGCUGCAACAGGAGGACAAGCACGAGGACAGUGCCGACCCGACGGACGACGAGUAGACACAUCUCGCUGCGUCUGCCCAUAAACGAACAGUGUCACGGCAAUCAGCGGCAAGUUAGCAGUAGCGCGUUCCCAGACUAGCCCUAUCAAGCUCUAUCGUUCCACCUAUUCUAUUUCUACGCUCGCACCGAUUUACCCGUUAUUCAGAUUUAGUACUGUCUCGUGGACGGUACUCGUUUAUCCUGCCAGAUUUGAGCUAAAAUUCUAAAAUAAUUAUAUAUAUUCUUAUUUACAACAAACACCUUGAUCAGAAAAUCAUGAAAUUUUUGGUGCCAUCCAAAUAUGAUGAAUUUUAAUUUUAAAUUUUUUAAGCAAUCUGAGGAAAUCGCUCGAGUCUUGCACGUUUUUAAGCAAUAUAUUUACCCUAACUUUACUCCUAUCUCCUCUUCUAACGAUUUGAACUCACCCUCACCACUUCACCCUUCACAAAAGUACCCCAGUGUUUUUGAUUUCCCCUUUCACCCUUUAACUCUUGGAGCGAGUGAAAAAAUGCCGUCAGACGAAUUUUCUCUUUGUUCCUCAUUGCACUGUGCAGUGUUUCGGACCAAUAUUUUAUAUUGUCAUAUCAUCACAGAUACGCGUCACACUUAAUGUUGUUCACCAGGAGCAGAGGAAACAAAAUUUAAUGAAACGAGGCUUGCAUUUCCACUGGUGCACUAUUCAUUAUUGACACUCGCACUUUCAUACCAGGGCGUGUUUCAGCAACAAAUGUUUGUCUCUUUCAGCAUCUCACGGGCACUCUAAAUGCAAAUGCACGCCCCCAUCCAUCAUGCAAACCAUACUCGCAACGUAAUAUAUAUUUUUUCUCACACUCCAUUAUAUAUACAGAUUUGAAACUAUGCUGUUCAGUCACACCAAGCUCGUAAUUUCAGGGACGAACUCACGUCUGCAGGUUGCAGAAAGUAUUUCAAAUUAAAACGAGCUUGGGGCCUAAACUGAUCAAUUCAAAUAGCACGAAAAAAAAACAAAUUGGCCAAAUUCAAAAAUUAUUCACGUGUGUUAGUUGUAGAGCAGUUAGUCACAUAUGUAAACAGAGAACAUUUCUUCACAUUUUUUUGCGCGCUAAGUCACCAUUGGUAGCAUAUACAAUAAACUAACAUCUAUCGGAAUAAUUCGAUCCCAACCAGUUCAAAUAUUAGACGAAGUUGAAGCUUUCGUGAAAAAUAUUAUAUCCAUCACUCUCUGUCACUUUUGAAACUCUCAUGCCGGUAGUCCGAUCAAUCCCUUGCAAAAGUUUGCCAAAUACAUAAUUUUACUACAACGUUACGACGACGCGAUUUCUCUCACAAGCCAGCGCGAUUCACCACAAAUGUUUGUGUCUUUCCACAAGAAAUGUCCUCAACAAAAUAAGAAAAAUACCAAAUGAGCUGUGUAUGUGUUCUCUAUUGAUGUGUUACUACAUUUAACUUUAAAAAUGCUAUACAUGUUAUGUAAAUACCGAUAAACCGUGUGCAAAAUAUAAUUAUUGCAAACCAUAAAACAGAUCGAGAGCACAGGCCGGAAGUGACAAAUCAAAAAUUCAAAUAUUGAGACAGAAGUAAAAGAGAUCAAAAGUCGGCAAAAAUAGGAAGAUUGAAAUUUUCCAACGCUCGGGAAGCUGCAGAAAAUAUUGGAUUCGCGUGCAAUAUUGACUUAUUCAUUCUUUGAAGCUAACAAAUUUGCACAUGUUAAAUAGUUAAUAUGUUAAAAAGCAACCAAAGCUUCGUGUUUGUACAAAGUGACUGUAACUGUACCAUAAUUGAUGUUCUUGUGUGCCUUCUGUACCAGUAUGUAUUUGAAAUAAACCAUAAUUUUAUGAUAAA
Molecule: messenger RNA, 3360 nt
Organism: Cloeon dipterum
Lineage: Eukaryota; Metazoa; Arthropoda; Insecta; Ephemeroptera; Baetidae
Gene: Teh4
Product: tipE homolog 4
Exons: 7
Coding region: 145-1557 (470 amino acids)
Biological process (GO): regulation of sodium ion transport
Cellular component (GO): plasma membrane
Molecular function (GO): sodium channel regulator activity
Source: RefSeq, a predicted model, not a curated record